GCACGCGCUCGAGCUACAUUGUUCCAGUGCCCAAACAGCCUUAGCUAGGAAGAGAGAGCGUCUCGAGUGCUGAGUGCUGCCAAGAACUUGUCUCUCCGCGGCGGCGUUCCAAGACACACCCGGUCUUGGAAGGAAUGACGUCAAGAUAGAGCCACCCGAAGGCGUCCGAAUGUCUCUGAAUCCUGACGCUCCGACCCCUUCAGCCUCCAGCAGCUCGUCUUAAGGGGCGGGGCUCCCCCUGUUCUCCCGGCGUGUCUACACUUUGCUCGCAAUGCCUCUGCCGCAGGGUGACGUGACUGCCUUAUUCCUGGGGCCUCCGGGCUCGGGAAAGUCCGCGCUGAUCUCCGCGUUAUGUGGCAAGAAUGUGGAAACGGUAGAGAUUCCUGAAGGACGACCGGAUUCUGGAGUCCCCGUUCUGAGAGCUGCGGCCCCAGGCCUCUUCCUAGGCGAACUGAGCUGCCCACCCGCAGCUCCAGGACCCUGGGCGGCGGAGGCCAACUUGCUGGUAUUGGUUCUACCAGGAUCUGAGGGGACUGAGGAGCCCUUGACCCCAGCUCUGGGAGAGGCAGCGCGGGCCGCCCUGGCCCGAGGGACCCCGCUGCUGGCUGUACGGAAUCUCCGUCCUGGAGAUUCCCAGAAUGAAGCUCAGGCCCGGGAUCAAACUGCGACCAUGCUGAACAGUGCUGGGUUAGGAGCUGCUCCUCUCUUUGUGCUACCGGCCGAUUGCAGCAGCAGUGACCGCUGCGAAGAGCUGGAGCGCCUGCAGGUGGUGCUGCGGACCCAGGCGGAGGCGCUGCAGAGGCUCCUGCCACCUGCUCAGGAUGGCUUCGAGGUGCUGGGUGCAGCAGAGCUGGAAGCUGUGCGCGAGGCCUUCGAGACGGGUGGCCUAGAGGCGGCACUGUCGUGGGUGCGCGCUGGCCUUGAGCGCCUGGGCAGCGCGCGACUGGACCUGGCGGUGGCCGGCGCUGCCAAUGUAGGACUUGUGCUGGACAUGCUACUGGGCCUGGAUCCUGGCGACCCAGGUGCUGCGCCUGCCUCGGAGCCCACUGGACCCACCCCUUAUCCGGCUCCAGAGCGCCCCAACGUGGUGCUCUGGACAGUUCCCUUGGGCCCCACGGCCACAUCCCCUCCUGCCACCCCUCAUCCGACCCACUAUGAUGCCCUGAUCCUCGUCACCCCUGGGGCUCCCACCGAAGAGAACUGGGCCCAGGUCCGCUCAUUGGUGUCCCCAGAUGCUCCACUCGUCGGUGUGCGCACGGAUGGCCAGGGCGAGGAUCCACCCGAGGCUCUGGAAGAAGAAAAACCUGAGAAGCUCGAGAAUGCAGGCGGCGGGAAGUCAGGGGAUGCACGCAGCGAAGGAAAAGAAAACCCUGGUUCCGGGGACUCAGGGCCCACGGCUGCUCGGAGCCCGGAAGAUGAGCCGUGGGAGGUGCUGGAGGAAGUGCCUCCGCCGGUGUUCCCUCUGCGCCUAGGUGGUCUCCCGGGGCUGGGAACCUGGCUGCAGCGUACACUGCCUGCGGCUCAGUCCGGGGCGCUUCUGCUGGCGCUGCCACCCUCAAGUCCCCAGGCGGCGCAGAGGAAGGCGGCAGCGCUGCGGGCAGGAGCGUGGAGGCCAGCCUUGCUGGCCAGCCUGGCGGCGGCGGCCGCUCCAGUACCAGGAUUGGGCUGGGCUUGCGACGUGGCGCUUCUCCGGGGACAGCUGGCCGAGUGGCGGCGCUCGCUGGGCCUCGAACCAACGGCAGUGGCACGCCGUGAGCGCGCCCUGGGCUUGGCUCCUGGAGUGCUGGCCGCGCGCACGCGCUUCCCGGGCCCAGUGACACGCGCUGAGGUGGAGGCCAGACUGGGGUCCUGGGCAGGUGAGGGCACAGCGGGAGGCGCUGCGCUGGGCGCACUCUCCUUCCUAUGGCCCGCAGGUGGCGCAGCAGCGACAGGUGGGCUGGGUUACCGUGCUGCUCACGGUGUACUGCUGCAGGCCCUGGAUGAGAUGCUGGCUGAUGCUGAGGCGGUGCUGGGACCCCCAGAGCCCAACCAAUGAGGAGUGUGGUAGGGGCUGGGGUGUCUGGUGACUUGAUUUCUGGCCCAACAGCCUCUGAGAUUGAGGGGUGGUACUCAGACCCGGGGACUUGAAGGAGACUGACUUCUCGUUGAAAUCUGCAACAUACAGUCACCUGAUUUCCUGGGUUAUGAAUGGGAGUAGGGUCUGAGCGCCAUUAGUUUGCCUUUCAGAUGCUAAUGCAGUGAAGGGAGUUGGGGGCCUGGGCUCCUAGAAAUGGGAGCCUCUUGGCCUCCAGCUGGCACCUGGUCCUAGAUAUUUAAGCCUAGAUUACUGCCUGUGAGUGGACCUAUGGCUGUGGGCCUGGUACUAUAGGGAGUUAGAACCCUUGAAGGGCUGGGUCCCAAUGGGAAACAAGAUGUGUAAGUUGCCUCGGAAAGAACAGGUUUUUCAUUUCAGGAGCCAUGAGAGUCUUAAAUGCUGGUGCUUAAGACGUGGGACUCGGUUGUCAAUUCCUGUGUGGUAGGAAACCCUGUAGAGACGCCUUGGUCUCAUGGAGAAUGGAGGUUCGUCCGCCAUUUGAUCUCGGAGGCUUUGGUGUAGAGAACAUUGUCCCACAAAAUUGAAGGGAAGGAACCAGAGGUCUAGGCAUGGUGGUCUCCUGAUGGCCAGAUUCUGGGAAUGGGGUCUUUUCGUUAUGGAAGAGUAGAGACCCACACUUGAGAAAUGCCUCCCCGUGCUUUACUGGGAAGCAGUGUGACUACCCCCACUUUAGAGGUGCUGGGUGAUCCAGGGUCUCUGGCAUGUGUGUUCCUGUUCCGCUUUACUCUAUCACUGGUUUCCUCUGUCAUAAGGAGUGCUUCGCUCUUGCUGUUUCGGAAAGGCGAGGAGGGGAUGUCCUGCUGCAGCAGUCUAGACUUCUCUGGGAAGGUACCAGGAGUGAGGCAGAAACCACAGUGCUGCUAGCUUUGUGUAGGUGGGAUGUGCCACCGUAUUGUUCUUCAGUGUCAAAACAGAAAAGGAGGACUGGGUAGAUGGGGCCGCCAGGCUCAGAGAUGCAGGCCAGAGACUCAUCGACACAGCAAGGUACUGUGUGACCUGGCCCCUGCCUCCUCUCAUUCCCUAUCCAUCUCCAGCAAGCCUGGUUUGUCUUUCUGAUGCUUGGGUCCCACCUCAGGACUUGUGAUUUUCUGUUUUUCUGUGGAAUGCUCUGCCUCCCCAUCUUUUUGAGAUUGGGUCCUUAUCCAUCAGAUCUCCCUGAAAUGGCUCCUUUAGAAGCUUUCUGAUCACCCCAAGUAGCUUACACUGACCCUGGCCAUGUGAUCAUUCCUGUGUCGAUAAUGGCUUUAUUUAUUUGUUCGUUCUUUCAUUCACCUGGUUGUUGGCUCUUGCCCCGUGCCUGUCCUUUUCUUGGGUGUACCCUAGCACCCAGAGCAGUGCCUGACACACGGUAGGUGCCUAGUGUUUAGUAUUUUAGUUUAUUGAUCAUUGGCAUGUGGCCUGGAAUUCAGGUGGUCAAUAUCUUGUUACAAAAAGGCACAAGCUAGGGAGAAGCAAGCACCUAGUGGGAGAGUAAACAGGGAGAGGCACAGCUUGGUCAUUGUCAUCACUUGAAUGAGUGUUGUGUAUCUGCCAAACGAAAGCAUUAGAACCAUGAGAGCUUCUGAGGGCUGCGUAGUCGGGUACCACCCCCAUCUAACCUUGAACUCUCACCACUGACACAAUUUGCCCCCACACGAGUCGAGGGGGCACCUGAUAUGGAGGCACAUGCAUGCAACCCCAGCACUUGGUGGAGAUAGGAGAACUAGAGGUUUAAUGCCAUCUUCAGCGACAGUGGAGAGCCGCAGGCCCGUCUGAGCUACGAGUCCCAUCUCACUAUUUAGUCUAGACUGACCUUGAACUCCUGUGGUUUGGCCCCUGCACAGCCCUGAGCCCUAGCACCUGGCUCCAUUUUAAAGCUCUUAUUGAGAUACCUGGCAUUCUUCUCACUGAGAGCCUAUGCGUCCCUCACACCUGAGCACACCUCAGCUCACACACCUGAUUGGAAAUACUUGAAUUCAUAGGUGGAGAACCCAAUUCACAUACCCACGUUGCCUCAGUUAGGUUUCAUAGGUUCCCCCGAAGCUGGGGUUUGAAUCCAGUGCCUCACAUAUUCAAGGCAAACACUUUAUUCUGGAACUCUGUCCCUAGCCCUUCAUGGGGGGUGGGGGCUCUGGACAGGGGCUCUAACACUGCCACGCCCCCAGCUCCUCAUUAUGGACUCUAGGCGGGACUCUACCACUGAGCUACAUCCUCUUUUGAUUUUGAGACAAAGUCUCAGUUUCCUGGACUGACCUUGAAUUUGGGAAUUUCCUCUCUCAGCCUCCUGAGUAACUGAAAUUGCAGGCCUGCACCACCUCCUGGCUUUAUAGUUUUUCCAAACCUGUGAUGUGUCGAUGAAUCAAAUACAAAUAAAAUUUGAGAUUGCCUUUUCUCAGUGGCGUUAAUCACAUGUGAUUAGUGGCCACAGUGUGUGACAAUACAGAUAUGAAGUGGCUGUAGGAUUACAGGAGGUCUAUGCGCAAAUCCAGGGGCAGAGGGUCCUACCUAGUUUGGGUAAGAGGAUAUCGGGCAAGUCACCAGCAAAUGGCAUCUAGCAAGCUGUAUUGGUUGCUUUCUUGUUGUGUGACAACAUACCCAAGGAAAACAACUUAUGAGAAAAAUUACACUGUAUUUAGCUCAGAGUCUAUGGAUACAGGCCACUGGGACAGGAGUCAUGUCAGCAGGAGGGCGGAGCAGGUAGUCACAUUGCAGCCCCAUUUGGGAAGCAGAGAGAGAAAUUCUGGUAUUCAGUGCGAUUUCUCCUUUUACUUCACCCCAGGACUACGGUGUAUCAAAUGCUUCCUCAAACAGUAUGUGGUCUCACAGUUAGCCUAGACACUCCUCCAUAGCCACAUCCGGACAGUGACUGUAGGUUGUAAGUCAACAGUGUUAGUUACCACUGCAGGUACUGAGAAUUUGCUGUGUAUACGCGUGCAUGUGUCCAAGCAUGCCCCCUGGCAUGUGAGCACACUCGAACACAUACCCAGCUCCCGUGUACUGCUGCUGCUCCUGAAAGACCUUGAACACAGUUGUUAGUCUCUAUUGCCUGGGCCCUACCUCCCUGAGAACAGUAAGGCAGCCAACCUGGCGCCUUCUGUGAUUCCGAUGAAGUGCCCUGCUCUCGCCAACACUCUGCUCCUUCUAUUUAUUUUUUGGUAUUUUGACAUGGUGUAGGCUUUCCUCGAACUCAGCAUGUGGCUGGCAAUGGCCUUGGAAUCCUGGUCCUCCAGCUCUGACCAUGCCUCAGCUUGGUGCCUCCUGGCAUCCCUGCUCUGGGCUUUGCUGCUGCUCCUUCUCUCCUCCAGGCAGCAGGCGCAUGCUGGACACAUCAGAAGAAAGCAGCAUGUGUAGCCCUUGCGUGUGCUGGUCAGCGCUGUUGUGUUGUGGCCUGUGGGUGGUUUGUCAGUUUGUUGUUUUGGUAACUUGAGGGUCCAGGCUGUCUCAGACGCUUGAACCCAGGGGUCAUCCUGUCCCUCUCCCAUCCUGGGUUGCAGGCAGGAAUGGUUGCCUUCUAAACUAGGUCUUCCCCCUCCGAGGUAGGAUGAUGUCUUACUCUCUAGCUGACUGGCUUCAAACGUGUGUAGCAGCCUCUGAAGUUCUGGGGUUACAGGGGUAAGCGACUACAUAUGGUGCCUAACUCUUUGGUUAGGAUUUUAGGCUUUUUCGGGGUAUGAGUAAAGCUGAGAGUGAGCUGCCUGUCUCAAUAGAAAAGACUCUUCUUCCUUGUGGACAAGCCGCUGGUUGCCAGCAGGGUGAUCCCAUGAGGCUCCUGGGGUCUGGAAGAGCCUGAACGCAGGGAUUCUGGGAAAUGUCAGCCCUCCAGGCUGGAAUUGCAACGGUACAGUGAACCUUGGCUUUGGCCCUGUCAGAAGAGCAGGUUCCCAAAAUCGGUGAGCAGAUGAGAUGCCCUCCUCAGCUUAGGGGAGAAUGAGUCCUACACUUCUGGCUCAUGAAGGAACUGUCUAUUGGAAUGGGGGACAAUCCAACAGUCUGGUCAACCUGUGGUGUGUUUUGGAAAAACAAAUAAAAGAGUAGAAGUCC
Messenger RNA from Microtus oregoni (creeping vole), 6115 nucleotides. It is a transcript of the gene Irgq, whose product is annotated as immunity related GTPase Q. Bases 272 to 2035 code for a protein of 587 amino acids. The transcript has 3 exons. Gene Ontology annotation, molecular function: GTP binding. NCBI's taxonomy places the organism in Eukaryota, Metazoa, Chordata, Mammalia, Rodentia, Cricetidae. The record is from RefSeq and is a predicted model, not a curated record.